Periconia digitata is the source of this 2510-nucleotide messenger RNA. The record is from the annotation of a GenBank genome assembly. Lineage: Eukaryota; Fungi; Ascomycota; Dothideomycetes; Pleosporales; Periconiaceae.
CAAUAUGGCGACUUCAAGAAGACCGGAAAAGCCCUCCUUGAUCCCCAAUAGCUCGAUUCCUUCUUCUUCGCCCGCAUUUGCAACACCUAAACACCCUAUCCACCCCCGCCGAACAGCUCCCAUUCGUGCGCCGCCUGCUCUGAAACCCCCAGUCAGAUCUACAGUUCUCCCCAUAAACUUGCCAGUAGCCACACUUCGUCCUCUCGCAUUCAGAACGUUCACAAAAAAACACAACAUAACUCUUACUUCGUCCGCGCUUGCUGCACUAGCCGAAUUCAUUGGGAAGCACUGCGGCUCUGGAUGGAGAGAAGAAGGAUUGGCAGAGAAAGUGUUGGAGGAGGUGGCUAAGACAUGGAAAAAGAGCACGGGUCAGGUAAUCGUGGAGGGAGAUGGGGACACGUUAAAGGGAAUCCUGAAGAAUUUAGAGGGUUCGAUGAGCGGGGGGAGAGUAGUCGCUGGCUCCAGCCUGGGGAGACAGAGCAGUUUCACAUUCGGGCAGGACACAGACGGUCAGGAAGGUUCAAUACCAGAAGGAAGGCCAGGUCUGGACAGCAAUACGAGUUUUGGCCUGUCAAACUUGGGCGUUGAAGAUAAAGACGAAGAGGAAGAGUUGUUGAAAGAUCCUCGAGAGUGGAUCAAAGUUGUGGGGGCUUUCGAUCAGCCAAAACUGGUUUACAAUGUCUCGCAAAGGCAUUUCGAUAAAUCCGCCACCAAACCCUCUCUUUUCCCAAACCCUUCACACAAGACCGACCUGUUUCGUCAACGAUAUCACAUUGUGCAUCAGCGAAUUCUCCGAAAUGAAACAUUCCAGACCCCAACUUUCUCCGCCACACGUUCUGCAACGCUCAAUCGGACAGGUUCUGUCGCCAUUUCUCAAACGAACACAAUCACUCCGGUCUCAAAUCUGUUAGGUCGAAGUGGAAGCACCCAUCUCCUGCUCGGUAUGCUUACAGUAUCACCCACCGGUGCGUUGUCAAUAUCAGAUCUCACCGGGACCAUAGCCCUUGACAUUCAACACGCCCAACCUAUACCUGCCGAUGGAACAUACUUCACCCCAGGUAUGAUAGUGCUGGUUGAAGGCAGUUACGAGGAGGACUACGCAAAUCCCACUUCAGGCUCGUCUGCCGCGUUAGGGGGAAACGGGGGUAUCGGUGGAACAAUAGGUGGCAAGUUCAUCGGUUUCUCUGUCGGACACCCCCCAUGUGAACGACGAUCAACCACGUUAGGUGGUACGGAAGAAACAGACAGGAAUAACUUAAAUGGCCCGGCAUUUGGCUGGACUGAUUUCCUCGGCGUAGGCUCUGAGCGCGCAACCGGGGCACGUAUGAACCGUAUCGCAUCGAAGCUUCUCACCCCUGAGCACUCACACACAGUUGUAAUAGCGUCAGAAAUACACCUCGACCGACCUUCAACGUUCUCGGCGCUGCGUUCUCUACUCAAAACUUAUUCUGACCCCCCAGAAUCGCAACCCACUUAUCCGCUGGCAAUCAUCCUAAUGGGCAACUUCAUCUCCAAAGCCAGUCUCGCGGGCGUCUCUGGUGCCGGUAGCAUUGAAUACAAAGAACAUUUCAACGCUCUUGCUUCCAUGCUUGCCGAAAAACCUUUCCAGAACCUCCUAGCACACACAACGCUUGUCUUUGUACCUGGAGAUAAUGAUUCAUGGCCCAGUGCCUUCUCGUCUGGUGCAUCAACACCCUUACCGAGAAAACAAGUCCCAGAGAUCUUCACGAACCGCGUAUCACGGAUCAUUGCAACAGCGAACAGAGAAGUCUGGGGUGCAGGCGCCACAAAAAAGAAAGGGAAAGAGGGCGAGGUGGUAUGGACCAGUAACCCCAGCAGACUAACAUGGUUCGGAGUCAAGGGCGAGAUGGUUCUCCUGCGCGACGACGUCCUGGGCCGUCUGCAAAGAACAAGCGUGAGAUUCACCAACCCUGAAGAGGAAAAUGACGAUGCUGUGCCCGAUCCGGUUUUGUUGCCCACUGGCGACACCCAAGAAGAUGCUAUGGAUGUCGAUGCUCCAUCCUCGAGACCUCCCCGUCAAAUCCAAGACCCCCAGAUCGAUCAUGAUACCCUAAUUGCGCGUGCACUUACUCGUACAUUACUCUCGCAAUCACAUCUAUCGCCGUUUCCGCUAUCCGUACGGCCGCUACACUGGGACUUCGCACAUGCGCUCAAUCUCUAUCCCCUACCUACAAGUGUCGUAUUAGCAGAUAGCGAGGCACCAGCCUUUGUGGUCAAAUAUUGCGGGUGCACCGUUAUGAACCCAGGGCCUAUUGAUGGGAGUGACGGGAGAGGCAGGCAGGAAGGACGAGCACGGUGGGUGGAAUUCGACGUACGGGAAAAUACUGGAGUUUUGAGGACGGAGGGAUGAUGUGGUAGUUUAUGAACUCUUUUUGUGGCUCUUUUGGCAUGAAUGUUGGUCUUCAGACCUCACUAAUGAUUAUUCGCAUGAAUCAAACUAUUCUUCAACCUCCGACUCAAUACAUGUGUCCAAUUCUCACCACAAUACC